UCCAAAAUGGCAGAGGACGAUGGACUUCCACCAAACAAGAGAAACAAGUUUGAGAAAAAUGUUUUAAUAGGAGUUACCGGAAGCGUAGCGAGUAUAAAGUUACCGAAACUUGUAGACGAGCUGCAUCGCUUACAACCAAAGCCAAAUAUCCAAGUUAUUGCAACAGAACACUCGAUGCACUUUUUUGAUAGAGACAAAAUUCCUGUUAAAGUUUUUAGUGAUAAGGACGAAUGGGAGGCAUGGAGUACAAUGCAAGACCCAGUUCUGCAUAUUGAGCUGCGACGCUGGGCUGAUAUUAUGAUUAUUGCACCACUUGAUGCCAAUACUAUGGCCAAGUUGGCAAAUGGUUUGUGUGACAACCUCUUGACCUGCACAGUCCGUGCAUGGGAUCUUAAGAAACCUUUGCUCUUCUGCCCAGCAAUGAACACGCUAAUGUGGGAACACCCAAUCACCUCAGAGCAGGUUGAACGGCUUAUUAACCUCGGAUAUACGAAUGUUCCACCAAUUAAAAAGACCCUGGCCUGUAAGGACACCGGUAUCGGGGCAAUGGCUGAGGUUACAAGUAUUGUAGCAAUAGUAAAAGAUCACUUGGAGAAGAUGAAAUGAUACCAUAAUCUUCCCUUUCUUAGUUUAUAUAAUAUCAACCAGAAUUCUGUAGGUUCCAGUUCAAACAUUACUCUAAGCCAUAUAAACAAACACUAUGCAUUACAAUUAACUGACUAACAUUUUUGGCAUUUUUAGCAAUUCCUGUUCAACUAAAUACAUCGCAUUUGUUUGAGAUUAAAGUAAAUUUCUACAUUAUGUUCUGCAACUAAUAGAUCAAACCCAAUUCCCUCAACCUCUAAGGGUACUGAAUUUAACAUACUGUAACAGUAUUCAUUCACCAUUGGUAGUCCAGCUAUUACUUCUGGACCUUUUGGAAUGCAAUGUAUAUGUUGUGAUAUUACCUAACACAUUAUUAACAGUGAAAUACAGCUGAAAUAAAUUAGAUUUACAUGUACAGAGAUAAAAUAAAUACUUUCUUUUUUACA
Messenger RNA from Stylophora pistillata, 1031 nucleotides. Its product is annotated as phosphopantothenoylcysteine decarboxylase. Gene Ontology annotation, cellular component: phosphopantothenoylcysteine decarboxylase complex. The record is from RefSeq and is a predicted model, not a curated record. Lineage: Eukaryota; Metazoa; Cnidaria; Anthozoa; Scleractinia; Pocilloporidae. Gene Ontology annotation, biological process: coenzyme A biosynthetic process. Gene Ontology annotation, molecular function: phosphopantothenoylcysteine decarboxylase activity; FMN binding.